AUGGCGGAGACCAAGAUCAUCUACCACAUGGACGAGGAGGAGACGCCGUACCUGGUCAAGCUGCCCGUGGCCCCCGAGCGCGUCACGCUGGCCGACUUCAAGAACGUGCUCAGCAACCGGCCGGUGCACGCCUACAAAUUCUUCUUCAAGUCCAUGGACCAGGACUUCGGGGUGGUGAAGGAGGAGAUCCUGGACGACAAUGCCAAGCUGCCCUGCUUCAACGGCCGUGUGGUCUCCUGGCUGGUCCUGGCUGAGGGUGCUCACUCAGAUGCCGGCUCCCAGGGCGCGGACAGCCACACAGACCUGCCUCUGCCUCUUGAGCGGACAGGUGGCAUUGGGGACUCCCGGCCCCCCUCCUUCCACCUGAAUGUGGCCAGCAGCCGUGAUGGGAUGGACAACGAGACGGGGACGGAGUCCCUGGUCAGCCACCGGCGGGAGCGUGCCCGACGCCGGAACCGCGAGGAGGCCGCCCGGACCAAUGGGCACCCACGGGGAGACCGGCGGCGGGACGUGGGGCUGCCCCCAGACAGCACGUCCACUGCCCUGAGCAGCGAGCUUGAGUCCAGCAGCUUCGUGGACUCAGAUGAGGAUGGCAGCACGAGCAGGCUGAGCAGCUCCACUGAGCAGAGCACGUCAUCCAGGCUCAUCCGGAAGCACAAGCGCCGGAGGAGGAAGCAGCGCCUGCGGCAGGCUGACCGGGCCUCCUCCUUCAGCAGCAUUACGGACUCCACCAUGUCUCUCAACAUCGUCACCGUCACACUCAACAUGGAGAGACACCACUUCCUGGGCAUCAGCAUUGUGGGGCAGAGCAAUGAUCGUGGAGAUGGCGGCAUUUACAUAGGCUCCAUCAUGAAGGGCGGGGCCGUGGCCGCUGACGGCCGCAUUGAGCCUGGGGACAUGCUGCUGCAGGUAAAUGACGUGAACUUCGAGAACAUGAGCAACGACGACGCUGUCCGGGUUCUGCGGGAGAUCGUGUCCCAGACGGGGCCCAUCAGCCUUACCGUGGCCAAGUGCUGGGACCCAACGCCCCGAAGCUACUUCACCGUCCCAAGGGCUGACCCGGUGCGGCCCAUCGACCCUGCCGCCUGGCUGUCCCACACGGCGGCACUGACAGGAGCCCUGCCCCGCUACGGUACGAGCCCCUGCUCCAGCGCCGUCACGCGCACCAGCUCCUCCUCACUAACCAGCUCCGUGCCUGGCGCUCCGCAGCUGGAGGAGGCGCCGCUGACGGUGAAGAGUGACAUGGGUGCGGUCGUGCGGGCUAUGCAGCUGCCGGACUCGGGGCUGGAGAUUCGUGAUCGUAUGUGGCUCAAGAUCACCAUCGCCAACGCCGUCAUCGGAGCGGACGUGGUGGACUGGCUGUACACGCACGUGGAGGGCUUCAAGGAGCGGCGGGAGGCCCGGAAGUACGCCAGCAGCUUGCUCAAGCACGGCUUCCUGCGGCACACGGUCAACAAGAUCACCUUCUCCGAGCAGUGCUACUACGUCUUCGGGGACCUGUGUAGCAAUCUCGCGGCCCUGAACCUCAACAGUGGCUCCAGCGGGGCCUCGGAUCAGGACACGCUGGCCCCGCUGCCCCACCCGACCGCCCCCUGGCCCCUGGGUCAGGGCUACCCCUACCAGUACCCGGGGCCCCCGCCCUGCUUCCCACCUGCCUACCAGGACCCGGGCUUUAGCUAUGGCAGCGGCAGCACUGGGAGUCAGCAGAGUGAAGGAAGCAGGAGUAGCGGGUCCACCCGGAGCAGCCGCCGGGCACCAGGCCGUGAGAAGGAGCGGCGGGCGGCAGGAGCCGGGGGCAGCGGCAGCGAAUCGGACCACACGGCACCGAGCGGGGUGGGCAGCAGCUGGCGGGAGUGUCCAGCUGGCCAGCUCAGCCGCGGAAGCAGCCCACGCAGUCAGGCUUCAGCCACUGCCCCGGGGCUUCCCACACCCCACCCCGUGACCAAGGCCUAUACGGUGGUCGGGGGCCCACCCGGGGGACCCCCUGUCCGGGAGCUGGCUGCCGUCCCCCCAGAAUUGACAGGCAGCCGCCAGUCCUUCCAAAAGGCCAUGGGGAAUCCCUGCGAGUUCUUCGUGGACAUCAUGUGAUCUGUGGUGCGUGGCCACAAUCCUGCCUGAGGCAGGGAGCUGUCGAUCCUGGUGCACGCAGAACUUGAGAGGGCUUGCUUUAGUAGGGGCAGGGUGGGGGGCAGGGUGGGCCAUCGCAGUCAUCUGCCUGCAGCCCGGCUGCUCCGACCCCUGGAAGCAGCUGUGUCUGAGCCGCCGCGUUGGGGUGCUCCCUCUCUGCUCCUCAGUGAGAGCCUCAGGGACCUCCCAACCCCUCGUGUCUGGCGGUGAUCCCUCCUAGGACGAGGAAGACCCCUUGGGCUCCGGGCUGACCCCCACCUCCUGCACAGCCGUGCACAGGCCCCCUGAGUGACCCAUGAGGUGCAGCCCUGCAGUGCACAGGCCCAUCCCUCUGACCCUGACAGGGCCUCCUGCGGGUGAAGCAGAGCCCCCAGGUCCCUCCUGCUCUCCGGUAGGGAUCUAAUUUAUUUAUUUAUUGCCUGGCUGAUGCCUUAGCGGAAGAGGUGGCCCUCCUAGCUGUCCCACCCGCCCCCACCUUUUAGAGCAGCCUGCACCUUCCCACCUCUCCUUCAGCCACACAGUCAAGUCUGAAUGUGUGGAGGACGGGACAGGAACACAAGAGAGGGCUGGACAUCCUGCCCACCGCUUCCCAGCCAGGGCAGAGAUGGGCUGUGGUCCUCGGGGUCCAGGGACCCUGAUGUGCACAGCUGCCGCAGGGAGGGAGGUCUUGG
Messenger RNA from Cebus imitator (Panamanian white-faced capuchin), 2798 nucleotides. It is a transcript of the gene DVL1, whose product is annotated as dishevelled segment polarity protein 1. Gene Ontology annotation, molecular function: frizzled binding. Gene Ontology annotation, cellular component: cytosol. Lineage: Eukaryota; Metazoa; Chordata; Mammalia; Primates; Cebidae. The transcript has 15 exons. The record is from RefSeq and is a predicted model, not a curated record. Gene Ontology annotation, biological process: canonical Wnt signaling pathway; intracellular signal transduction. Bases 1 to 2088 code for a protein of 695 amino acids.